Messenger RNA from Aspergillus calidoustus, 1026 nucleotides. NCBI's taxonomy places the organism in Eukaryota, Fungi, Ascomycota, Eurotiomycetes, Eurotiales, Aspergillaceae. The record is from the annotation of a GenBank genome assembly.
AUGUCUACUGACAAGAUUACUUUCCUGACCAACUGGCACGCGACCCCGUACCACGCACCCCUAUACCUAGCCCAGAGCAAGGGAUUCUUCAAGGAAGAAGGCCUCAAGGUCGCUUUGCUCGAGCCUAAUGAUCCCUCCGAUGUCACCGAAAUCAUUGGCAGCGGCAAAGUCGACAUGGGCUUCAAGGCUAUGAUUCAUACCCUUGCUGCCAAAGCCCGCAACUUCCCCGUCACCUCGAUCGGCUCUCUUCUUGACGAGCCCUUCACCGGCGUUGUCUACCUCAAGGACAGCGGAAUUACCGAGGACUUCCGCUCCCUGAAGGGUAAGAAGAUCGGCUAUGUCGGCGAGUUCGGAAAGAUCCAAAUCGACGAACUCACCAAGUACUACGGCAUGACCGCCGACGACUACACAGCCGUCCGCUGCGGCAUGAACGUAACGAAGGCGAUAAUCAACGGAACCAUCGACGCCGGCAUCGGCCUCGAAAACGUGCAAAUGGUCGAACUAGCCGAAUGGCUCGCGACACAGAACCGCCCUCGCUCCGACGUCCAGAUGCUCCGCAUCGACCAGCUCGCGGAGCUCGGCUGCUGCUGCUUCUGCUCGAUCCUCUACAUCGCCAACGACGCCUUCCUCGCCGCGAACCCCGAAAAGGUCGCCAAGUUCAUGAACGCCGUUAAGCGCGCGACGGACUAUGUCCUUGCGAACCCGGAGAGCGCGUAUGAGGAGUAUGUCGAUAUGAAGCCCGUUAUGGGUACGGCUGUGAACCGGAAGAUCUUUGAGCGCUCGUUUGCGUAUUUCAGUCGGGAUUUGAAGAAUGUGCGUCGGGAUUGGGAGAAGGUCACCAACUAUGGGAAGCGCCUGGGGAUCCUCGAUGCGGGGUUCCAGCCCAACUAUACCAACCAGUUCCUUUCUUGGGGGCUUGAUAAGGAUUCGGCUGAUCCUACUGGGGACCAGAAGCGCAUGGCGGCGUUGCAGGAGCAGGUUGCUGCCAAGGGUGGAUUCCAUCGUCUUGAGGUGGCUUCUGCUUAG